GGACGCCGAGACAUACAGACGUGUUUCCUAUUGAUACGAAGUAUAAUUAUAACAUAUAUAUACGGUGUUUGUGAUGGCUGUUCCCGUGGUUACCUUCAAUAAUGGGAAGACUUGCCCGAUCCUAGGGCUUGGGACGUGGAAGUCCCAGCCCGGACAGGUGACGCAAGCCGUAAAGGACGCGAUAGACGCCGGCUACAGACACAUCGACUGCGCGCACAUCUACGGCAAUGAGAAGGAGGUGGGGGCCGCGCUCGCCGCCAAGAUACAGGAGGGAGUCGUCACACGUGAGGAGCUGUUCAUCACCUCCAAGCUGUGGGGUACGUACCACCGGCCCGACCUGGUGGAGCCAGCCCUCAAGGUCACGCUGCAGAACCUCGGCCUGCAGUACCUGGACCUCUACCUUAUCCACUGGCCCCAGGCUUAUAAGGAAGGCGACGAUCCCUUCCCUAAAGACAGUUCCGGCAAGGUGAUCUACUCGAGCACGGACUACGUAGACACGUGGGGCGCCAUGGAGGCCCUGGUCUCGGCCGGCCUCACGCGCAGCAUCGGAGUGUCUAACUUCAACAAAAAGCAGAUCGAGAGAGUCCUCGCUGUGGCUAAGAUCCCUCCUCAAGUUAACCAGGUGGAAGUACACCCAUACCUGAACCAGCAGAAGUUGUACGACUUCUGCAAGUCUAAGGGCAUAGCUGUCACAGCAUACUCGCCACUCGGCUCGCCAGACCGGCCGUGGGCUAAGCCUGGAGAACCCCAGCUGACUGAGGACCCCAGGGUCAAGGCUGUAGCUGACAAGUAUGGGAAGACUACGGCGCAGGUUCUCAUCAGAUACGCGAUCGAACGCGGGCUAAUCGUGAUCCCCAAGUCGGUGACAAAGUCGCGUAUCAUCCAGAACUUCCAGGUGUUCGACUUCCAGCUGUCCCCUGAGGACCUGCAGGCUAUCGCGGCCUUGGAGUGCAACGGGCGCGUCUGCAAAAUGGAAGACUCCGACCAUCCUGAUUACCCCUUCCACGACGAGUACUAAGCCCGAGAAACCAGCAUAUCUCAGCACAAAGCGUGACAGUCUAUAUGUCGUAGGCCGAUCGU
Cydia splendana is the source of this 1080-nucleotide messenger RNA. RefSeq names its product aldo-keto reductase family 1 member B1-like. Lineage: Eukaryota; Metazoa; Arthropoda; Insecta; Lepidoptera; Tortricidae. The transcript is spliced from 8 exons. The coding region runs from base 74 to 1018 and encodes 314 amino acids. The record is from RefSeq and is a predicted model, not a curated record. Gene Ontology annotation, molecular function: aldose reductase (NADPH) activity. Gene Ontology annotation, cellular component: cytosol.